CCGGGUGAAUUCGCAGCUGACGUAAGCAUGGGCCGGCAACGGCAUCUGCCUACUUGGCCCGGUCUACUUAGGCCACACUCGUCCACCCACUCACCCGUCCACACAGUCAAAGUCCCACAAACACACCCACCCACACACACACACAUACACACACACGCAACGAGACAGCCAGUCACACCGACCGAGGAGGUCUUUGGGCCGUCACACGCUGUCGUCAUCGCAGCCCCACAAAUGUCCGAGGCAGGGAGAGCCGGUUAUUUGUUGAGAUGGGGCCUAGUUGUUGAAUUAAAAGCUCUUCUGGCAAAUGUGGCUUUCAUCAUUGCCGCACGGCGGAGGGAGAAAAGCGGGCCACCGACGCAGAGACGGCGUUACGAGGGCUUAACACCAACCAUACAAGAUUAA
Protopolystoma xenopodis is the source of this 402-nucleotide messenger RNA. NCBI's taxonomy places the organism in Eukaryota, Metazoa, Platyhelminthes, Monogenea, Polystomatidea, Polystomatidae. The record is from the annotation of a GenBank genome assembly.